Messenger RNA from Centruroides sculpturatus (bark scorpion), 2025 nucleotides. RefSeq names its product tryptophan--tRNA ligase, mitochondrial-like. Bases 155 to 1288 code for a protein of 377 amino acids. The transcript has 7 exons. Gene Ontology annotation, cellular component: mitochondrial matrix; mitochondrion. NCBI's taxonomy places the organism in Eukaryota, Metazoa, Arthropoda, Arachnida, Scorpiones, Buthidae. Gene Ontology annotation, molecular function: tryptophan-tRNA ligase activity; ATP binding. The record is from RefSeq and is a predicted model, not a curated record. Gene Ontology annotation, biological process: mitochondrial tryptophanyl-tRNA aminoacylation.
UCGCAAUUCAUUAGACAAACUACACGUGUUUCAUUUUGUUUACAUCUCUUACUUUCUAACAGUGUUUCAAAAUACUCUCGAAAGUAUAGUUAUAUUGUAAAGAAAUCAAAUACGUGUAUAUAUAUAAAUGUGAUUUAUUAAUUAAUAAAGAAAAAUGUCGCUGUUGACUUCUCUUCGAUGUAGACAUAAUCUUUUAUGUCGAUCUUUACGAAGAUUUUGUCAAACGUCAAUUAAAUUUAAGUCGACUGAACAGAGAGUUUUUUCUGGUAUACAACCAUCAGGAGUUCCACACAUAGGUAAUUAUUUUGGUGCAAUUAAGAAGUGGAUAGAACUUCAAGAUAAUGGAUAUGAUUGUGUGUUUAGUAUUGUAGAUCUCCAUGCUAUGACUACAGAUUACAAUGCAGAAAUUUUAAGAGAAAAUAUAUUUACAAUGACAGCAUGUCUUCUUGCUUGUGGAAUAGAUCCAGAAAAAUGUAUUUUAUUUUUACAGUCUGAAGUUCCUCAGCAUACCCAACUAGCAUGGAUUCUUGGCUGUCUAACAACUUUGCCCAGACUAUCUCGAUUACCUCAAUACAAAGAGAAAACUGAAAAGCUUAAAGAUAUACCUUUAGGCCUAUUUAUAUAUCCUGUUCUUCAAGCUGCUGACAUAUUGUUGUAUAAAUCAAAUGUUGUUCCAAUUGGAGAAGAUCAAAUUCAUCAUAUUCAGUUGGCCCACCAUCUUGCUCAUCUAUUCAACAAUAAAUUCCAAAAUAUAUUUCCCUAUCCUAAACCUUUUUAUGAUGUAAAAGUAGCUAGAAUAAAAAGCCUCAAAUUUCCUGAUAAAAAAAUGAGUAAAUCUGAAAUAAAUCCAAUUGGCAGAAUUGAUCUUACAGAUUCACCAGAACUUAUUACAAAAAAAAUUAAAAGAGCUGUAACAGAUUUCACUUCGGAAGUUACUUUUGAUCCAAAAAUUCGUCCUGGAGUCAGCAAUCUUAUAACCAUUCAUAGUUUAUUUACUGGAUUGACUGUUGAAGAAAUAUGUGCACGUAAUGAAGGAAUAGAGACGGCUCAAUAUAAACUUAUACUUGCUGAAAAUAUUAUAGAAGUUCUCAAACCAAUACAGAAAAAAAUUCAAGAAUUUAUGACGGAUAAGUCAUAUUUAUGUGAAGUUUUAAAUAAGGGUACAGAAAUGGCAAAAUCAUUAGCUAUGCAAACAAUAGAAGAGGUUUCUCAAAUAGUAAGUCUCAAUACAAAUUAUAUAUUAAAUAAAAAUAAUCAGAACUUUAUAAAUGUAGUAAAAGAAAAAUAAAAGAAAUAUUUUGUACAUUAUUUACAUUGGUGAAAUUUUAUUGACAUUACUUAUCAAGCUGUAUUUAUUUAAAUAAAAUAUUUUUAUAAUAGAUAAAUCAAAUGAAAAUACAAUAAUUUUUUUAGUUAAAGGCAUGGACUCUAUUUAUAACAAACUGUAAACAUUUAAAUUUGUCAAAUGAAAUAUAAACACACAAAAAAUAUCAUUUAUCUCAAAAUAGAUAACUCAGUAUAAGUUUUAAUUGUACAAUAAAAUAAAAUCUCAAAAUUCAGAAAAUCUUAUGAGAUCUUUCUUUACUUUUAACAAUUAGUAUAAAUAUUUAUUAUUAGUACCAUGAAUUGUAAAAUAAAUUCGAGCACUGUUUUCCCCAGAAAUUACCAGCCAAAUGGAAUGGAGUAACCAGGUAGACAAAAAAAUUAAAGUAAUUAACUUCUAUCAUCCAUUACAAUUCAAUGUUAAUUUUAUACAUUCAAACAAUUAAGGCUUAAAAAAUGAAAUGACAAUGUCAUCCUGUCAAUUAUAUUUCUUAAUGUUAGCUAUAUAGCAACACAUUAAAUUAGCUAAAUAUUAUUUUAAUAUGUAUUAUAAAUAUACAACAAAAUCAUUAAGAUUAUAAUGGAUGAUUAUAAAAUAAUUGUAUGUUAAAAACGGACUAGUUUAACAGAGAAAUAAAUUUGAGGACAUACUGUAUGAAGCAAUUCUUAACCUCAUGAAUAAAACAUUUCUUUUGAAAUAUA